Culex quinquefasciatus (southern house mosquito) is the source of this 690-nucleotide messenger RNA. Its product is annotated as phosphoacetylglucosamine mutase-like. NCBI's taxonomy places the organism in Eukaryota, Metazoa, Arthropoda, Insecta, Diptera, Culicidae. Gene Ontology annotation, molecular function: phosphoacetylglucosamine mutase activity. Gene Ontology annotation, biological process: UDP-N-acetylglucosamine biosynthetic process. The transcript is spliced from 5 exons. Bases 1 to 690 code for a protein of 229 amino acids. The record is from RefSeq and is a predicted model, not a curated record.
AUGAUGUGGACGCAAACGGGCUCAAAUCUGUAUGUAAAGAAGAAGGUCCUGCGAGACGGACAGCAGCUCGAGGUGGAGGUGUUCUACUUAGCGUAUCGUUCCGCCGACGAUGUCGAGUUCCCCGCCGACGAUGUUGAGUUCCGGGUGACGAAGCAGGUGCAUCCAGAACGAAAUAGUCUCCGUUGCGUGCGCCCCAUCCGGUGUCAAGCAUCUACACCACAAAGCGCUCGAUUACGACGUGGGCACGGCACCGUUAUCUACAACGCCGAAGCCAAGAAGCGAAUUGCAGCCGCCAGCAAGGACGAAUCCGUCACCAAGGAGCAACGUGACGCUGUAAAGCUUCUGCUCAGCACGAUCGACCUGACGAACAAAACCGUUGGCGACGCCAUUUUCGAUAUGCUCGUCGAAACGGUCCUCCACUAUCGUCAAGGUGGAAGAUCAGAACGUGUUCACGACGACCGAUGCCGAGCGCAUCUGCCGGAAGGUCUGCAGGCCGCCAUCAACGAAAUCGUGGCCAAGUAUCCUUGCGGGAGGUCGUUUGUGCGACCGUCCGGAAUCAAGGACGUUGGGCGGGAGUACGCCGAGUCCGAAACCAAGAACGGCAAGCUGCAGCUGGCGCUCGAAGUGGCCAACAUUGUGUAUGACCGAGCUGGAGGUGUUGACGCUCGGCCGGAACUGGCCAAGAUCUAA